AUGUUUUUUCUAAAAUAUUUCCCAAUUUCAAUUUUUAUAUUUUUUGUGGUUUUGUCUUUUAAAGAUGAUGCUACAAUUGUUAUUUCACAUCCAACACAUCUUUCUCAGCCUGGAUUACAGAUGUUAUUAAUUACUGGACAACAACAAGACAAACCACACCGUAUAGUUAAACGUUUUAGCUGCUCGGGUCAAGACUGUUAUAUUAAUUGUGUUAAUCAAGAAAAGAAUGAAAAGGAUAAAGAAAAGGCUAAAAAAGAAUGUGCCGGACAGUGUGACUGUAAUUUGUCUUCAAAGAAGAAUUAAAUAUGAAGAAAUUUUUGAAAUAAAAAAUGCUUUAAAAUAAUUAAAUAAAAUAACCAUUUAAAAUAAAAUAUAUUUGGUAGAUUUUUUAAUAAUUUGGUGGAUACUAUUUUUAAUAAAUUGAUUAAAUUAAUUAAAGAUUUAUGUAAUUUACAAAAUGGGAGGAAAA
This is a messenger RNA of Meloidogyne enterolobii, 469 nucleotides long. The record is from the annotation of a GenBank genome assembly. NCBI's taxonomy places the organism in Eukaryota, Metazoa, Nematoda, Chromadorea, Rhabditida, Meloidogynidae.